Coccinella septempunctata (seven-spotted ladybird) is the source of this 561-nucleotide messenger RNA. RefSeq lists its product as uncharacterized. The record is from RefSeq and is a predicted model, not a curated record. Bases 1 to 561 code for a protein of 186 amino acids. Lineage: Eukaryota; Metazoa; Arthropoda; Insecta; Coleoptera; Coccinellidae. The transcript has a single exon.
AUGGUCGAUAUGGAGCGGAUAACCAGAGAAAAUAUGCAGCUGAAAUCUACCGUGAAGGAUUUACAGGAGCGCAUGGAGGUAUUGGAGCAACAGAGUAGAGUCAACAACUUGGAGAUCUGUGGUGUUCCCGAGAAGGCCAAUGAGAACGUUUCUCAUAUCAUUUCUAGGGUUGCAGAGGUUAUUGGUUGUCCCAUUAACUCAUCCGAUGUGGAUAGUUUUUACAGAGUCCCAACAUUUGACAUUUCUAGACCAAAGCCUAUCGUGGUUAAGUUCACAUCGAAACAGAAGCGGGAUGAUUUUCUCGGAGCAUCUAAGACCAAACGUCGUCAGUCUCUGCAACCUAACAAGGGCUUGAAGAUUGAGAAUAUCUCUGAUAAUUUAUAUAUUAAUGAACACUUGACUCCAAAAAACAAGAAACUUCUGAAAAAGACCAAAGAGGUCACACGCAGCAAAAACUAUAAGUUUGCUUGGACACGCAAUGGUUUCAUCUUCGUUAGAAAGGAUGAUAGGUCGAGGGUCGUUAGGGUCUCUAGUGAAGAGGAUCUAUCUAAGAUCGUAUAA